AAUUACGUGGGGGGCUUUAAUUUGGAACGUUUUCGAAAUUCCUUGACCCGGAAGUACAUUUUUUGUGUUGCUGACGAGCCGCUGAUGAUGAUGCCACGCUAAAGUGCUGUUCACACAAGUUUGCCAUGAUGAUUUCUAAUGAGACGAGUUCAUAAGCUCUCACAGACCCCUGUAGAUCCUCACCUGCGGUGUUCUGUUCAUCAUGAUUACUCCAGCGUUUGAGUUGAGCCAGGACCCAACUUUCCUAAUCCUGAUCAUCCGUGUGCCCUACACUAGAACAUCAGAGUUUGAUCUCUACAUCGAUGGAGAUGAUUUCAAAUUCUAUGCCAAGCCUUACUUCCUCAGACUGACCUUACCUGGAAAGAUAGUGGAAGAUGGGAGGGAAAAGGCCACUUUCGACAUUGAUAAAGGUCUUUUUACCCUGCACGUCCCCAAGGAGACAGCAGGGGAACACUUUGAAGGGCUCCAGAUGCUGACUAGUCUCCUGGCUCCCAAAGGCUCCCGCUCAGCCAAGCCUCUGGUGGAAGACAUGGAAGCGUGCAGUGGAAUUGUGGACGGUGAGGAAGAGGAUGACGAAGAGGAGUUUGACUGGCAGGUUGAGCAGGAGGUGUACAUGGACACCUCAGAGGAGCAGCUGAAGGAACUGCAGAAGUAUGGCUUUGGGAGUCAGAGGUCUGGAGUGUUCACUCGACUGCAGGAGGAGCUGAGUGAUGUCAUCGACAUCCAAAACCCAGAUAGAACCACAGGGUCAGAGAGGAGAAGGAAACGACUGGACGCUGAGACGUCCAUAUUCUGCCCUGACCAUUACCUUGCUGACCUGUUUGAGGACGAGGAGAUCCAGGGUCUGCUGAAGUUCCUCCCUUGGUGGUCUGAUCUGUGCCCAGACUCCAUCCGGCAGGGAGAGGCAGCGGUGUCCUUCACUGAUGAUGAGAAGGAGCAGCUAAGAAAGUUUACCAACCAUUCCUACAUCCUGGACAAGAAGUCCCGUUUCCAGGUGUGGCUCAGCCUGGUGGACAUCAUCCUGGCAUACUGCUACGAAUUGCGCACUACAGAGGGAGAGCACAAUGUUGAAUCACCGUGGACCAUCAGAAAACUAAGUGGGACUCUCUGCUGGCUUGAGACAUACAGCUCGAUGCAGGAGGUCUUGGUGUCCUUUGGGAGGAGGGUGUUGUGUUACCCGCUCUACAGGCACUUUUCUCUGGUCUCUGCAGCCGUGCAGGAUGCGGCUCGGGUCUUCCAGUCAGGGAAAGCCUGCGUCCUGAAGUGCUUGUUGGAUAUUCACAAAGUCUUCCGGGAGAAUGAACCGGCCUACAUAUUGAACGACCUCUACAUCACAGACUACUGCGUCUGGAUCCAGAGGGUCAAGUCCAGGAAGGUGACAGCUUUGGCCGAUCCCUUACGGAAAGUAUCCCUACGGAAAAGAGACCUGGAUUUGGAGUUGGAGGUGCUGGAGACGGCAGCGACGCUGGUAGAGGAAGAAGAGAAGGUGGAGGACGGGGGGAAAAGCCCCAGUAGAACUCCUCUGUCACACAUCAGAGAGGAGUCCGACAGCAACGACAGUAGCAGCGACUCGUCUGAGGAGAGUGAGGACUCUGAAGCUGAAGGGAAGGACUGUGCUGACAGAACAGAGGGAGGAGGAGAGAGAGCCGAGGCCAUCCCCAUACAUCCCCAGCCUGCUGCCCCUCCCGUCCACCAGGAGUCCUGUGCUGUUCUCACAUCAUCCGAGAGGAAGCCCAGCACCCUCCCAUCUGCUGUGUCCUGCCCCAGACAGCUGAUCCAGGAGCUGGGAGAGAGGGUGGAGGAGGGGCUGUGGAUUUCAGCACAGCCUCAGGGCAGCAGGCAUUCCAGGAGCAGUGCACAGGGAGAGGCAGAGAGAGACUGUUCACAGCCUGCGACUGCCACAGCCACUGCAACAGAUACUGCCUGCACAGGGGCUUUCCUAGAGCUGAGUCCUCGCAGAAACCCUCUUCUGAUUGUCAAAACAGAUACUGGUGAUUAUCUUGAUGAGGAUGAUAUCGAUGAGGAUGACUAUUAGCAGAUGUCACAGAAAACAUGUCGUUAAGGAACUUUACAUGCAUGCAUGACAGCUGAUGUCACGGAUGCUUAUUUGCCCACAAUCAAUAAUAACUUCUGUAUUGUUAUUUUUGUAUUUUCUUACUUCUAAAAUGGAAAUGUUGAUUAAUUUAUAGAUACAUAGCAUGGCUCAUUUUAGUGUUAUAGCUCACUUGAGGAGUUUCAAAAGCUUCCAUACUUUGUGUCUAUGUGCAAAGCUUUUCAUACCAAGCUAAGCAUUUUGUUAAUAAAACUGAUUAUAUGAAUUA
Molecule: messenger RNA, 2321 nt
Organism: Oncorhynchus kisutch (coho salmon)
Lineage: Eukaryota; Metazoa; Chordata; Actinopteri; Salmoniformes; Salmonidae
Product: protein SHQ1 homolog
Exons: 12
Coding region: 203-2035 (610 amino acids)
Biological process (GO): box H/ACA snoRNP assembly
Cellular component (GO): cytoplasm; nucleoplasm
Source: RefSeq, a predicted model, not a curated record